AUGAACAGGCGCUCAGCGUCCUGCCAGCUGCGCGCUGGAGCCUGGUUCACUCAUGUUGGAGCGAGUGACAGUCAGUAUGAGUCAACUACAAGCUCUGCACUAAAACAGGUCCAGAACUCAAAAGCAGCUCAGUGUACUGAGGACAGUUUGCCGCUCACUUACAGAGCUCGGGAGCAGAGUGCAGCAAACAACAAUUUCCCAUUUUCUGCUCAUGACAACAGACACUCUCUGCAGAAUACAGGAGAGUAUUUUGAUUUUGGCCUGGGCAGGAAGAAGGUGGAACCAGAGAGACGGCAACAGAACUCACAGAACUUCUUCCUCUGGGCUCCUGAACCAGUUUCUAGCAGUAACGAUGGCUUAACCACUUACCAGAGGUCAUUUGUCAAAGAUCAAAAUACUGAGACCCCGUUUUGUAGGCGAUAUCCAAAACACCAUUUAGGAAAAUGUAGCGCUGACAAACCUGUACCUGAGAAUGAAAAAAACCCUCAGCCAAACAAGUCACCUUAAUUAUAAAAACACCUUUAUAACACUAACUUACAACCAUCAGAGCAUUUUCUCAAGAUCUGAACUACUUGUUAGUCACAUGGAUGAUGAAAUAAAUGUACGUGCAAAGCAAAUGUGGUAGUACAGUUGAAAGUCCUUUGAAAUCAACAAUCAUAUGUUACUCUGAAGAUACAUAUUACUAUGAACAUUUUAAUGAAGAAGAGAAUUAUAAGGAAAACCAUGUUUGUACAUAUUUUGAGAAAUACCUCUACUUGGAUAACAGAAGU
This is a messenger RNA of Cuculus canorus (common cuckoo), 770 nucleotides long. It is a transcript of the gene TEX36, whose product is annotated as testis expressed 36. The coding region runs from base 1 to 507 and encodes 168 amino acids. Lineage: Eukaryota; Metazoa; Chordata; Aves; Cuculiformes; Cuculidae. The record is from RefSeq and is a predicted model, not a curated record. The transcript has 4 exons.